Molecule: messenger RNA, 3331 nt
Organism: Lycium barbarum (goji berry)
Lineage: Eukaryota; Viridiplantae; Streptophyta; Magnoliopsida; Solanales; Solanaceae
Exons: 7
Coding region: 472-2958 (828 amino acids)
Biological process (GO): transmembrane transport
Cellular component (GO): mitochondrial inner membrane
Molecular function (GO): calcium ion binding; S-adenosyl-L-methionine transmembrane transporter activity
Source: RefSeq, a predicted model, not a curated record
GUUCAAAGUUAUCACAUCUUUGGAAUUUGAUCUGCAGAAUUUUAGUGGCUUCUAAAAUCUUAGUGGAUAAAAUUUUCAGGUAGAAAAACAAUAAUAAGAAAUUAAAGAAAACCCAAUUCUGUUUUAUUUCCAUUUUCAAGAUUCUUUAUCCUUUAUCCUACAACAAUUUGUGUGUAAAUAUAAGAGUUGACCACUUGUAGUUGUAUAGCUCUCGUUUUAACCCCAUUCCCUUAUCUACAAAUGGGUUUGAAUUGAUUCUUGAUAUAUUGAAUUGUACUGAGCAAUUGUUUUGCUAUGUUCCCUUACAGUUCGGGUUUGUUUGGAUCUUGUUUAUUUUUUGAGUGAAUAUUAGGGGUUGGUUGUUACUGUGUUGGGUUGAUUUUUGUUCUACUGUAAGAAAAAUUUCUUACAAUUUCAAGGUUUUUCUUUAGCCUGCAAUUUCAUUUUGUUGAGCUUAUAUAGUGUUGAGUGAUGGUGGUAUCUGGGAGUGGAGACCCUGUUGAGUCAUUUCUGAAUUCAGUACAAUUUGGGGUUAAGAAUGCGCUUUCGCCGAUAGAGUUGGGAUUUAAGAAAGUGGCAAAGGAUUUUGAGCAUUGUUGGCCAAAGAAUGGAUUAGAUGUCAAGAAAAUGAGUAGUGCAAGUAAGGAAGGUGUUGGUAGUGAUGAGAAAAAGAAGGGUUUGUUGAUAAAGAAUGGGAAACCUGAGACUUGUAGUGGUCUUGGAUUAGAUGUCAAGAAAAUGAGUGAAAGUAAGCAAGGUGAUGAGAAAAAGAAGGGGUUGUUGAUAAAGUUACCUAUUAAGAUGUUUGUUGGAAUGUUUGGGAAUAAUAAUGGGCAGAUUGAUAAUAAAGGGGCAAAUGUGGCCAGGAAAGGGUUGAAGGAGAAGUACGGUGGCGGUAAAGGGGAUGGGAGCUGUGUGAAUUGCCUGCAAUUUGCUGUUUCUUGGUCAUUGUUAAUCAACGGUUUUGUUCAGGCUGUUCCGAGCCCGUUUAAGAAGCGGGUUCAGAAGGCGAAUAAUGUGGAUAGUGUUUGUAAUGAUGUGAAGGAAAAGAAGACAAGUGAUCAGGUUGUUAUGGGGAAGCGUGAUGGAGUGAAGCACAAAGAGGAAAAGAAUGUAUCUUUUGAGUGCUUUCUUGGUUUUCUUUUCGAUCAAGUAGUUCUCAAUCUUCAAAAAUUUGACUUAGGAGUCCAACAACAGGAAUGCGAGAGUGCCGAGUCUAAUCAAAUCCCUCCCCCUCUUUCCAAUCAGUUUGAUCAUUUCAAGGUGCUAGUGAGUAUUUUAGAGGGUAAAAGAGCUGAUGUCAAUGGAUUUCUGGGAAAUCUGAAUUUUGCAAGAGUAGGAGGUGUUCCUUCGAGUAUUGUUGAUGUAGAUUCUACUGCGAGAGAAGAGAGAGAAGACGGUGUUAAUGAUAUUGUUGGUGGUCAAGAAGAGAGCACUGGAAAUUCCACAAAACGUUUAGCGAAUGGUUUGCUUAGUAUUCCUUUAUCCAAUGUCGAGCGUUUGAGAUCAACAUUGUCCACAGUUUCAAUAACAGAACUAAUUGAGCUCUUGCCUCAGUUAGGACGACCUAGUAAAGACCAUCCUGACAAGAAAAAGCUCAUCUCAGUCCAAGACUUUUUCAGAUACACAGAAGCUGAAGGUAAGAGAUUCUUUGAGGAAUUGGAUAGAGAUGGUGAUGGUCAAGUCACGAUGGAAGAUCUUGAAAUUGCUAUGAGAAAGAGAAAAUUGCCAAAGAGAUAUGCCCAUGAACUCAUGCGUCGUGCUAGAAGUCACUUGUUCUCAAAAUCUUUUGGGUGGAAACAAUUUCUGUCGUUGAUGGAACAGAAGGAACCUACCAUCCUGCGGGCUUAUACCAGUCUUUGUUUGAGCAAAUCAGGCACAUUGCAGAAGAGUGAGAUACUCGCAUCACUAAACAAUGCAGGACUUCCAGCAAAUGAAGACAAUGCUAUUGCCAUGAUGCGAUUUCUAAGUGCGGAUCAGGAAUCUAUUUCCUAUGGACAUUUUCGGAAUUUUAUGCUGCUGCUUCCAUCAGAUCGGCUUCAAGAAGAUCCUCGAAAUAUCUGGUUUGAGGCUGCUACAGUGGUUGCUGUUCCUCCACCUGUAGAAUUUCCUGCUGGAAGUGUCCUAAAAUCAGCAUUGGCAGGAGGCCUUGCCUGUGCAUUGUCUACUUCUCUAAUGCACCCUGUCGAUACGAUUAAGACACAAGUACAAGCAUCAACGCUUAGCUUUCCACAAAUCAUAUCAAAGCUUCCUGAACUUGGAGCAAGGGGAUUGUACAGAGGUUCUAUUCCUGCUAUUCUAGGGCAGUUUUCGAGUCACGGCUUGCGGACUGGAAUUUUUGAAGCAAGCAAGGUUGUGCUGAUUAAUGUUGCUCCUACACUUCCAGAACUACAGGUUCAAUCUGUGGCAUCAUUCGCCAGCACUUUCUUAGGUACUGCUGUGAGAAUACCUUGUGAGGUGCUCAAGCAAAGAUUGCAAGCUGGUCUUUUUGACAAUGUUGGUGCAGCAAUCAUUGGCACUUGGCAGCAAGAUGGUCUUAAGGGUUUUUUCCGUGGAACUGGUGCCACUCUCUGCCGUGAGAUUCCAUUUUAUGUUGUAGGCAUGGGCCUAUAUGCCGAGUCCAAAAAGGCUGUGCAACAGCUUCUGGGGCGAGAGUUGGAGCCUUGGGAAACAGUUGCCGUUGGAGCUUUAUCUGGUGGGUUGACAGCUGUUUCAACGACUCCGUUUGAUGUGAUAAAGACCAGAAUGAUGACUGUUCCACAGGGAAUGACUGUGACAGCCUCGAUGGUUGCAUUAUCAAUUCUCCGUCAUGAAGGACCCCUCGGAUUGUUUAAAGGGGCCAUUCCUAGAUUUUUCUGGAUUGCUCCUCUGGGUGCGAUGAAUUUUGCUGGCUAUGAGCUAGCAAGGAAAGCCAUGGACAAGGAGGACACCGAGCAGCUUGCUCAGAAAAGUGGCUAGCAGACUAAGAUUUGUUUAGUGAUCGUAACAUGUAAAAGCUGCUGGGAAAUUUUGAACCUUUUCCAAGUCACAGCAUCAUCACAUUUAAAUUUGUCGAAAUCCCUGCUUUUUUCUUGUUAGAGGCAAAACUUUUUAGAUUUGGUCUCUGAACACUUGUAAAUUUCCAUUAGCAGCAUGUUCAUCUUUUGCUUUGUAACAUCAUUUUGUACCUCAUUUUGUGCAGCUUCUAACCUUGAUACAUGAAGCUCUAGAUCUAAUUCUACACAGGUAUCAAGAGUACAAAAAGAACAGAAGCAACAAUACUGAAAAAACUUUUCUGAAAUUCCUGUUAGACAGCUGUUCAGCAGAAUAUAGCCAAAGUUCUCUUAUGUCA